Triplophysa dalaica is the source of this 1923-nucleotide messenger RNA. It is a transcript of the gene mon1ba, whose product is annotated as MON1 secretory trafficking family member Ba. The transcript has 4 exons. Gene Ontology annotation, biological process: protein targeting to vacuole; vesicle-mediated transport. Bases 71 to 1504 code for a protein of 477 amino acids. The record is from RefSeq and is a predicted model, not a curated record. NCBI's taxonomy places the organism in Eukaryota, Metazoa, Chordata, Actinopteri, Cypriniformes, Nemacheilidae.
GUUUGCACCAUUAGAAGAGAACCAACUCAAGUUUGGAGACAUUGACAGACGGAUAUGAGACACUGGCAACAUGCUCCUGAGUGAGAAAAGAGGAAGCUGUGAGUUUCAAUCUGAACCUUCAGCCGAUUUGACUCAGAAAAAACCCCAUGGGCAGAGAGAGGACUGUACGGUGGACCCGAGUCUGUCCGGUCUGGAUGAGGAUGUGAUGACAGACAGCUGGAGACAACACAGGAAGCAUGUGUUUGUGCUGAGUGAGGCUGGGAAGCCCAUCUACUCACGCUUUGGGAGCGAAGAGGCCCUCUCCUCCACCAUGGGGGUUAUGAUGGCGUUGGUAUCCUUCAUCCAAGCUGGAGGCAACAUGAUCAAGUCUAUUUUUUCAGAUGAGCGAACGAUUGUCUUCCUCCAGAAGGGACCGUUGGUGAUUGUAUCCGUAUCCGCCAACCGGCAAUCUGAACAGCAGCUCCGGAGCGAGUUGCUCCAUGUUUACCAUCAAAUCGUCAGCCUUCUCACCCAGGCCUGCAUAAACCGCAUCUUUGAACACAGCAAGAACUACGACCUGCGUCGUCUGCUCUUCGGCUCAGAGAAAGUUCUGGACAGUCUUCUCGAUGCCGUGGAUUCUGAGCCUAGCUUCAUCCUCUCUGCCGUCCAGUGUCUUCCUCUAGCAUCCUCCUCAAGAGAUGCUCUGAGUCGCAUCCUGCAAAAAGCCAUCACCCCAAAUUUGGUUUUCUCCAUUCUUAUCUCCAAUAACCUUCUCGUCUCAAUCGUUCAGGAGAAGAUGGUCGUGGAGGAUGCUAGGUUAAAACCCACAGACCUUCACCUCCUCUUCAACCUCAUCAGGGCGUCCUCUGCUUUACAGUCUGGAGAGAAAUGGACGCCUGUCUGCCUGCCUCUGUUCAAUCAUGACUGCUACUUUUAUGCCUACGUGUCGUACCUGGACCCACCGCAAUGUCGUGUCUGCCUCGUACUUUUGUCUACGGAUAGGGAAGAUUUUUAUGCAUUGGCUGAAUGCAAGAAGAAAAUCGAGGAGGCUGUCAUGUCCCAGAAUGCUUUGCAGUGUGUAGCAAACUGUCAGUUAUACAGUGUUGACAAUAUCGGCGUGGCUAAACUGAGGCACUUCCUGUACAAGCCUUCUGAUGUGUCAGACCACCAUCGACAGCUUUCUCAGUUCACAUGUCCAGAGAUGGAGAUGCCGUACAGAAGCCAGGAGGAGAGAAUACAUCUACUGGAUCUGUAUCGCAACAUGCAAAGGCGGAUUCACAGUGCGUCACAGCCCAUGAAACUAAUUUACCAUUCAACAGACAGAGAAACUGUGUUGACGUGGGUCACUAGCAGGUUCGAGCUGUAUGCUUGCUUUUCUCCAUUGGUCACGAAGAGAUCUGCUAUCCGUGAAGUCACCAGACUCCUGCGAUGGCUAAAGAAGGAAGAGGACCGUCUCUUCAUCUGUUCCCUGCCAAAAUACUCCACCACCCCUCAAACAGACAGUAGCUCACUGUCUUUAUCAUAAACCUCCUGAGAUCAUAAUAUAAUAAAGACACAGUACAUUGAUACAAACCCAGUAACAGUUUCAGUUCCGUGUGGAUGGGUGGUGGGUUUGUUUCAUUAUUUAAAUCUGCUUUGCUUGUGCUAGAGGAAUUAUGAGCUGACAUGCAAAUUCAGUGGGUCUGUUUGAAUGUUUGGGAAAGUCAUGUGGAAAAGUAUUUGCUAAUGAUUGACUUGAGUCUACAAUGUUGUCUAGAUAGUUUAUUUUGUACAGGGGAACCUGCUGCUACUUUUAACUCUUUGGAGCAAUAACAUGUUAAGUUGUUUUCAUACUAAAAUUAUAGUUCGGUGCAUAGAACUCACAAUGUUAAUAUAAACAUUUUUGAGACAAAAAAGCCACAGGUAGGCUAUACUGUACUGUGAAAAUACUCUGUUUAAAGUGAA